Necator americanus (New World hookworm) is the source of this 993-nucleotide messenger RNA. RefSeq lists its product as uncharacterized. NCBI's taxonomy places the organism in Eukaryota, Metazoa, Nematoda, Chromadorea, Rhabditida, Ancylostomatidae. The coding region runs from base 1 to 993 and encodes 330 amino acids. The record is from RefSeq and is a predicted model, not a curated record. The transcript has 3 exons.
AUGAAGACAAGUAUUACUGUUUUGGUUCUCAUUGGCGCUGUACUCUGCGACUAUCGCGGAUGGUAUGACCAUGAACGAAGAGGCGGACCAGAAAGAUGGGGAGGUGGUAGAGGUGGUCGCCACGAAGGAAGAGGUAGACCCCUACCACCGUACCUGCCACCCUACCUCAGAAAUGUGACCGCUGAUGCAGUGAGGAAAUAUUUCGGCAUUAUCUCUGACACCAACUUGACAUUAGCUGAACAAAAAGAAAAGAUCCUGGCGUGGGGAAAAGAAAAUGGAAUUUUGGCUCAAGUCGAAGAGUUCAACAGAAACAUGUCCAAUCUGAGGAAUGAUAUACUCAAGAAUGUUACUGAAUUUAUUUCCAAGUUGUCGAAUUUCUCGCAAAAGUUCUCAGAAGUCAUGGAGAACGAAAACCAGACUGCGGCUCAUCUUCGCGAAGCCAUCGUCAAAUUGAGAGGUGAAGAUCCACAGUUGUAUGCCGUUCUGAAAUUCACUGUACACCAAUUCAUGCCGAAACAUGGAAGAUGCGGAUCUAGGGGACGUGGAAUAUGGGGGAAACGAGGAGGCCCAAACAGAUUCGGAAGACCGGGAGGAUUAAGAGAAAGAGGAUUAGGAGGUGGAGUUGAAUUUGGAGGACAAGGAGCACGAGGUAGAGGAAGAUUCGGAGGACCAGAAGGUGAAAGAGAUCUCAGUGGACCACGAGGAUUCAGUAGGCAAGGAGAAUUUGGAGGUCGAGGAUUUGAAGGACAUGGAGUAAAUGGAGAUUCAAGCGGAUUUGGAGGAUUUGGAGGACCAAAGCGUGAAAAUGGUUUUGGACAAACAAGAGGUGAAACAGAUUUCGGAGGACCACGAAGGUACAGAAGGCAAGGAGGAUUUGGAGCUCGUGGAGGAUUUGGAGGUCGAGGAGGAUUUGGAGGUCGAGGAAGAUUUGAAGGAUAUGGAGUAACGGGAGACCCAUGCGUAUCCGGAGAAUUUGGAGGACCACGAACAUGA